ACAGACAGAACUUUGGUGUCAAAAACAGCUGCUUACUGUUUGUAAUUUAUUUUUAAUAAUAUUAUUCAUGUUUAUUAAUUUCCUACAGUACUAUUCGAUUCAUUUACUUAAAAUUUAUAGGAAUAUCGGGCUUAGGUCAAAAUAUGGCACAUGUACAAUUCGUGGACGAGUUGGUCAGAGAAUAUUUAUUGUUUAGAGGUUUUGCAAGUACUCUAAAAGCAUUUGAUAACGAUUUAAAAGCUGACAAAGACAAAGGCUUUAGAGUUGACAAAAUUAUUGAACAAAUUAUGCAUUUCAUUAAUGUUUCCGAUCUCAACGGCUUAAAGGAAUAUUGGUCACAUUUAGAUUCUUUAAUUUUUACGAAAUUAGAAAUACACGUACAACCUGCUAUUCGCAAGUUAGAAUAUAGUUUAUAUAAACUGUACUUAGUGACAGCUGCACAGAAUACCAGUUUAAUAAGAAAUGAAAAGAUAACAGAUUUCUUUAAUAAAAUGUUGCCAGAAUUACAAGGACAGAAUGAAUGGAAGGAGUGGUUCACAUUCCCCUACAUCCAGAAACCGGAAGAAAAUCCCUCAUUUAGUUUGUAUUUCACUAGAGCAUGGCAGGACAGUGUGCUGGUAUCUCUUCACAAUCUACUGGCAACAGUGUUCCAAUGUAUGCCACAACCAACACUAACAAGCUAUGAAAGUGAUGCAAUACUUGUAAAAAAACUACAGGAUAAGUUAGCUGCCGUCAGUGGAAAGACGCUACAACAACAACCUAUGGAUAAGACAUCUCCGACCACUCAUCAAUCGCGCCUUAGUCAGUAUGCGGAGCGUCUUAGUGGCACGGCACCCCUCGUGGACGACUUCUGCGCGGUACCGUCCGAACAGCUGGACAGCACGCGAGAAGCCAGGGGCCUACGGAGCUUAUUACGAAUGGGAAAUACACCAGUCAUGGGAAGGAAAGCGGCCAGAUCACAAAGCCAGAAUUAAUUGACUGUAAAAAUUUUGCUGGGCUUGCAAUCUGCAUACCCGUCUAAUGUUAAUUAAAAUAUGGAUAAUAAAUAUAUAAUAAAUA
Messenger RNA from Bombyx mandarina (wild silkworm), 1059 nucleotides. RefSeq names its product WD repeat-containing protein 91. The record is from RefSeq and is a predicted model, not a curated record. Gene Ontology annotation, biological process: negative regulation of phosphatidylinositol 3-kinase/protein kinase B signal transduction; early endosome to late endosome transport. Gene Ontology annotation, cellular component: late endosome membrane; early endosome membrane. NCBI's taxonomy places the organism in Eukaryota, Metazoa, Arthropoda, Insecta, Lepidoptera, Bombycidae. Gene Ontology annotation, molecular function: phosphatidylinositol 3-kinase inhibitor activity.